This is a messenger RNA of Ixodes scapularis (black-legged tick), 703 nucleotides long. RefSeq lists its product as uncharacterized. Gene Ontology annotation, molecular function: amine binding. The transcript is spliced from 5 exons. The record is from RefSeq and is a predicted model, not a curated record. Bases 1 to 684 code for a protein of 227 amino acids. Gene Ontology annotation, biological process: symbiont-mediated perturbation of host defenses. Lineage: Eukaryota; Metazoa; Arthropoda; Arachnida; Ixodida; Ixodidae.
AUGUUGUCGGUUUGGGUGCUCGCGCUGUGCUCAUUGAUAUCGGUGGGGAUAUCAGAAGGGAAUGAAUAUCAGACAUCAAGUAGAGAAGCGGAAUUACAAGGGAGAGCUUCUACGCCGUCAUCGUCUGGACCUAGCUUCAACUAUUCAGAGACAAAUCCUGCACUUCAGCGAUAUCAAGACGCGUGGAAAUUUGUUACAAAGAAUCAAAGUUUCCUAAUGAAGUACAGAAACUUCAACACCAACCCGGAGGGUAAAAACACCACGAGUUGCGUUAAUGCGACCAUGAUAUAUAAGAACGAGACAACUCAUUAUGCGCUCCAUAAUGUCACCUAUCUCAAUACGACGAGUAACAUGACGUUUGCAUUCAACAAAUCUUAUACUGUCAUCAGCUCAAAGAAUUUUACCACAAGAAACGUUCUAAACGGAACAGUUGCAGGCACAAACCUAAGUGAGUUGUACCCAUUUGCAUUCGCUGACCGAAAUUGUGCUGUCAUACGGAAGGAUAGCUUGAGUAAUGCAACAUUCCAGGCCUGCGAACUGUGGGCGUAUGGAAGUGCCCUCAAUAAGGAUUUGAGCUGUUGUGACUUUGUAUUCGACCUCUUGUGUACACGUGGUUAUAAGCAAACAACGUAUGAUCCAGAACUCUGCAAGCCGAAGCACACUGUAGGGAAGGCUGCAGCUUGAGAAUCACCGACGAUCAAUG